This is a messenger RNA of Leptopilina heterotoma, 5838 nucleotides long. RefSeq lists its product as uncharacterized. The record is from RefSeq and is a predicted model, not a curated record. Gene Ontology annotation, cellular component: nucleus. NCBI's taxonomy places the organism in Eukaryota, Metazoa, Arthropoda, Insecta, Hymenoptera, Figitidae. Gene Ontology annotation, molecular function: DNA binding; DNA-binding transcription factor activity, RNA polymerase II-specific. The coding region runs from base 881 to 4066 and encodes 1061 amino acids. The transcript is spliced from 10 exons. Gene Ontology annotation, biological process: regulation of transcription by RNA polymerase II.
CAAAAACACUUUUCGAGAUAUGUCGUUUUGUUGAAUAUGUGCCGUGUGCGCAGUGAUGUCAUAUUAUUUUACUUUCCCUAUUAUCAGCUGUCAUUUGUCUUCUAACCCAGACCUGAUUGACAAUCUUCAACAAUUGUGCUACUAUGACAAGUUUUCCUUUCAAAAAUAAUCAGGUCUUUUAUGUGUUGUUCAAAACGUGACUACAAUUAUUAAUUCGUUAUUUAAAUACCUUUGUCGUGAAUCCUCAAAAUCGUCUCCUGUUGAUUUUCAAUUCUCGAUGAUUGGCAUGAAUUCAAGAAUUCCUCUUACUGGAUUAUCGUGAUGAUAUUUCUCAUAUUAUUAAGAAAAAGUACUUUUCAAAUUCUCCUGUGCGCCAAAUAUGUGGCGCAUUCAGCAGAAUAUUCAAAAUAAAAGUGGAUGGAUGAAAAUGAUUAAUGAACUGAAAAGAAAGUGAAAUAAAAAAUAUUUAGUAAAAUUUUACUAUGAAAAUAAAAAAAAGUUUUCUUCUUUAGCUACUAAAGUCUAAAGUCGAUUAGUAAACAUAAAAUAUUAAUUUGUACCUUUUAAUGUGUGUUAUUUCUUGGGAAAGAAUGCUUCUGGAACAAUAAGGAAGGACUUUCGGUGAAAAAUACUGAAAAAAGAAAUCAUAAAAUUAAAAAAAACUAAUGGCAAAUGACAAUUGAUUAAAAGCUCUGAGAAUGAUUAAACUUAAUUAAAGCACGUCAAAACAAAUUUCACGUGGUGGACAAAACGAUACUGUCAUUUCGAAAAGUGCAUUUACAAUGUCACGUGUAUGUUUAAACCUGUGGAAUGAUUACAACUCAAAAGGAAAAAACACUUUUUUGACUUUCCUCUUUGUUGAAAACAAUGCUUGUCAGACAUGAACACUCCAUUGGAGCAUGAUUUUGUUGAUUAUAAAUAUUCCCCACAAACAAAAUCCCAAGAAGAUGACGUACAAGAACCACAAGAAUUAGAUGAAAACUCAAGUACGGAUAUUCCACUUCAUGAAUUGGCGACUGAUUUGUUGCAUUGUGAAAUUUGUGGUCAAGAAUUUUUGAAAAAGAAAGACUUACGAUCACAUAUUAACGUGCAUUUGGGUGAACCUCGUGUUGUGCUGAGAAGAAUUCCAAAUCCGAGAGCAGUGAAGAAAAAACAGGACGAUAAAUAUUGGUUGGAUCCUGAUCAAAAGGGAACUUUGAAGUUUACUUUGAAAAAGCAGUGCAGCUCCGAUUCUUUGAAGCUUACAUUGAAAAAGUCUUCAGUGUCUGAAGACUUUACUGUUAUAAACAGCAAUUUGGAUAUCCAUUCGGAAAAUUAUAACGAAGACGAGGUGGCAGGCCUUAGAGAAAAUGAAGAUAAGGAUGACAAUGAGGUGGAAAAUCAAAUUAACGAACCGUUUGAAAAUGUGAUAUUAAAUCAGCAGGAAGACGAUGACAAUGCAAAAUAUGAUACGGAAACGCGGAAUCCUCUGGAAGAAACAGAAAGGACAUCAGUUGAUAUUAAUGAAGGAGAUUCGGGAGUUGGAAGCGACAUGGCAAAUCCUUCGGAGAGAGAGGAUCAGAAUAUAGACGAUUUACAAGCAGGAGACAAUUAUGAAUCAUCGGAGAAGGUAGUAAAUGAAAGUGAAUAUCCAGAAGAAUCAGACAAUCUCGAAGAAACAUGCAGAGAAACAAUAGAAAAUCUCAAGAUCCUUGGUGAACAAUCAAGGUUUGUAAAACCGAAACAAUUCUGCUUCAUCAACAAUUUUUCCAGAUCGACGGCUGAGACACCAGAGAAAAAUCCAACCGAUGAAGAUGAAAAUACAGAAAGUUCCAGUAAUGUAAUACAAGCACUACACAGUAAACCGGAAAUAAGUUUAGUACCGAAAGCUUCUAUUAUGGCACCAGAACCAGUUCGAUCAUCAGCAGACGGACGAAUUGAUAAAGAAAGUGAGCAAAGAAGUUCAACGUUCAGCUGGAAUCAAAUAACGACCGACGAGAACGAUAAACAGGACGCAAGUUUAGAAGACAGUGAAACUGGCUCAACUUCAGCCAACGACAGUACCGGAAAUUUACUUUCAAACUUCCUCAUUGAACAUCAACGACAAAGUCAAAACGAAUUAUCAAACAACAUACCGACUUUUGAAACAGAAUACGUUUCUUUAGAAAGACUAGCCGAAACAGUGAGCACAUGUCGCGUUUGCAACGAAAAAUUCAAGGACAUUGCACAAUUAGACGCUCACAAAGCUAAAAUGGGCCAUUUUCAAUGCAACAUUCCAGACUGUGGAAAUUUAAUUUUCAACAAUCCGAUGGAAGUGUCAAUUCACAAAAUGCAAAUACACGGUGCGCCAAUGUCGCCGAAUAUUAAUCAAAUGUCGCCUCAUAUGAGCGGCAGUUCACCACAUUUAAAUCAAAAUUCACCCUACAUGAAUCAUAAUUCACCGCAUUUGAAUCAAAGUUCACCGCACAUGAAUACAACGUCACCGCAUAUGACAGUGGAUCCGCAAAAUCCUGGAACAUCUCCCCAUCAAGCUGGUUCACCUUCAUAUAAUCCCCUUGCCAAUAAUUCACAGCAAAUGAUCACUCCUGUUAAUUUCGAUCAAUUGCCAGCACCAGUUCAACAAUUGGCACAACAAGUACAACGAAUGCCACUUCCUCAGCCGCAAAUGCAACCGACUCUUCCGCCAGGAGCGAAUACAAUGAUUCCCAAUAAUAUGUACAUUCAACCACCGGGAAGGCCUCCAAUGUAUCGAGUCGCCGGACCUCAGGGCAUGUAUCCACCUCAUAUGCCUCAUAUGUACCCGCAAUAUGGACCACCACCACCUGGUUAUCCAGGUCCGCAGAUGGGAGUACCCCAGAUGCAUCCUCAAAUGCCACGGAGCCGAUAUUCGACGAUCGUACAAACCCCACGAGCUCCCAGGAUACCGCCUCCUCAGGCAAUGCCUCGUCAACGUUUAAAGAGACCAAUGCAGCAACCGGUACAAAUGCAACAAAUGAAUAAUGCAAAUGUUAAUAAACAAAGAAGAAUGGACGUUCUUUUACCUGAUAGAAACGAAGAUCCCGACUGUCAUGUUAUCGCCCAACAAAAACGAAAUGACGGUGUUCCUGUGAUACAAAAUGUUCAAGGUGCUACAACUCAAUCAAACAAAAGUGAUUCCACAAUUCAUCUCACCGAUUCAAUUACACUUAGUGUUCGACAACCUGGUUCCGCUCCAGCUCAAGUGCAGAAUACAACGACGACUGGUGGAAAAAAGCCGGAUGCAAAAGCAGUUGCUAAUGUUUUAGCGGCGCGAGGAAUUACAGUUACACCAGCGAUGCAAAAGGGUAAAUCUGGUGAACAAGGGAAGCAAGUGUCGGGACAACAGCAACAACAGCAGCAACAACAACAACAACAGGCCCAACAAUCACAGAGACCAGCGCCGGCGCAAAAUAUACCGGCUUUAAAUUUAAAUUCAGCAAUAUCAAUUAUUCCGGCGAGCUCACAGAGAAAGCAACAGGAACAGCAGGGACAGUUUGCUGUUCCUCAGAAUAAACAAAGUAAACCGCCUAGCAAUGAAGUUGAGAGGCCACCACGACCACCAACGGUAGAUCUCACUCAGGACACUCCACCUGCACCACCUCUUGUCAGACGUGGACGACCACCGAGGGCAUUAUUAACAUGUCAAGUGUGUGACAAACGAUUUCAAAAUCAAGAAAUGCUCACGCAACAUAUGGCAAAUCACCGAGCAACUAGUAAACUCUUACACAAAUGUAAUUUGUGUCCUGCACAAUAUCCAACGGCUUCAGCUUUAAUGACGCACAAACAGACCUAUCACAAGGAGGUAGAUUCAGGUUUACAGAAUGGUGGGAUUGAAUUAGCAUUGCCAGUUGUUGAUUUAAAAUCACCGCACGUCGUUAAUCGUCUCUCGAAUCUUGGAAUUCAAAGUUUCAUUCCCUUGUCUCAGCUGAGUGCUCAAACUGGAGGCUAUUUUGGUUUACCAAUAGUAACAAUAGACGGUGCGCGAAAUCCGAAUGUUUGUAAUUUAGGAGCUCUUGGUGCCACUUCAAUUUUAAGUCUCGGACCACUCAAACAUUUAUCAAACAGGUAACUGUGACCAACGAAUUUUUGAGUUUUACGUUCGAUUUUUUUCUUUAAUAUGUUCCAUUAAUUUUUCUCAGUUUAUCUAAUUUUUUUUUCUUUUCAUUUUGCAAUAAAAAGUAUUGCGUUUAUUUUUAUUUUAUUUUUUUUUCAAAACCAUGACGUUUUAUAUUUUUGAUUAAAAAUUUAUAAAUAUCUAGAUAUAUAAAUAAUCAAAAAUGCUCCACUGUUAAUACUAGUUGAGAGUUUCUAUUUUGCUUUGUUUGUUCAGAAUUUUUUUUUAAAUGCACUGUGAAAUUACUUAGAAACAUUAUGAGAUGUGUUAGUCGAUUAAAAUGUAAAUUAUAAACAAUUUUAUUGUAUACGAAAACAAUAUCGUUGAUUUCGAUUUUCUUAUAAAUUGACAUUUACUUCUUUUUUUUGUUUAGUAAAUUAACAAUUUAUAAAAAAUGAUUUUGUUAAAUUAGUCAAAAUUAAAAAAAUGAAUUUUUCUCAGACUUUACAUUAAUAAACUUGGCACGAUUAUUUCUAUUGCAAUAUAAUUUUAUUGUCUUGAAUUGAUGUUUUCUUUCAUUUUUCAUUUUGUUGAAAAAUGAUCGAUUUAUAUAUUAUUAUUUUUUUUAAUUAAGAAUGUUUUUUUUUUAAUUUUUGUGCGAAGUUUAAAAAUGUUCUUUCUUUUUCAUUUAAUUGGAAGCUAACCAGAAAGUUUAUUGUUAAAUUGAAGCCAAUUGUUUUGUUUUGAUCGUCAUGGAAAUGUGAGCUUCCGAAAUGUAUGUCAUUCUAAUUCAUUUCGUUUUGCAUCCAAUUAUUUAUUUUCAUUCGUAGUCACGGUAUUAAAUGUACAUAGAAUAUUCUUUAAAGUCUUUAGAAAAUAUACUAUAUAUUUGUUUAGAAGAUGUUCCGAGUUCCGGAUUUGUUAAGUAAUAACUUAUAGACGUAGACCAGAACUGAAUAAAAAAAUAAUGACCGUCAAAUUUUAUAAUAAUCACAAAAAAAAUACAGAAACUAUAAAUAUUUAUAUAAAUAAUGUAAAUUAAAAUCAGAGUGAAGAGAAAAAUCUGUUAUUUUCAAAUAACUUGAAAUUUUUAUUUGUUUUCCUAAAAAAAAUUAUGUUUAACUUCAUAUUUAAAAUAUGUUUUGAAAACAAAAAAAGUUUUUCAAAAAAAAAUACUUUACAAAAUUCUUGGAUUAGAAAAUUAAAGUGGAAAAUAGAAAAAAAAUAUUACUGUAAUAAAAUAAUAUUUCACUAUAAUCGUGUAAGCAAUAUAAUUGCAAAUUAUGUACAAUUUUUGUCGUUUUCAUGCGAAAGAAACAAACAAAAGAAAAUAUGUGAUAUUGUCGAAUAACGGCCUCAGAUUUUUCUAAUCUAAGAAAAUUUCUGUGUAGUGUAGAAAAAAAGUAUUUUUUAUCGAGUUCCUCCUUUUUUUUCUUUUUCUUAAAAAAUUUAUCUAUUUCUUUCAAUUUAAAAAAUGUUCAAUUAGUUUGCUCGAUAAAUGCUUCGCUAGCGACCCAAAUGUUCUCGAAAAAUCUUUAUCUUAUUUCAAAGUUUGUAAAUAGACGUACAUAUAUAUUACAAUUAAAGUUGAAUGUUGUAUAACAAACAAUUCUAUUGUAAAAGGUAUUAUAUUAAUUAAAUCUGUGCGUGAAAGUUACGUAUGACUGAUAUUGUGAAUGAAUUUGAAUAUGCAUAUCUGUAUUUUUAUAAAACGUUAAAAAAUGCGAUCUUUAUUAUUUUAAAGGUGUAUAAGAUUUGAUUAUAAAUAAAAUUUACAAAACAUAAAA